AUGUCUUCUUCCUCUUACCGGCCGCACCCCUUGCGGCAAACACAAACGGCCGACUAUGAAUCAUCCGUCUACCGACAACCCUCGACCGCAUCCUCUUCCGCAUCUUCAGGGUAUUCCAAUGCAUCAUCCGGGGCGUACGACUUCGGCCGAGCCUCAAUGACAUCCUCGCCAUCCAGCACCUACUCCAGUUACGGGCAUAAACGUGGUCUAAGUGAGGUCACCCGUCGACCUCCCCCGCUGCACGCACCGCAAAGCCAGGCCACGACGACGACAGCCUCGGAAAACAUCUACUCCGCAGCGCGGCAAUCGCUUCGACCGCUGCCACAAGUCCCGCGUCCGACAACACCACCGAGCGCCCCAAUUCGCCAUGACCGCGGACAGAGUCUGGACAUUGGGAAACUGUCGAUUGCUGAUCGCGGUGCGACAUCUCCAACACCCGCUGGGCCUCCGACCCCGCCACACCAUCGUUCGCCCAAUUCCCGUCCCACAUCGAUGCUUCUAACCCGCGCGGACUCAGUACGCCGUGGUAGCGAUCCUGGAAUGGCCCCUAAUCUGGCUCUUGUACAUGCCCACACGGCUCCUCUUACGACACCCGACCUUGAGAGGCUUGGUCGCUCGUCGACAAAUCAACUCCGCACCUUGUCCAAACUAGCACAAUCCGGAUCUGCCGAUGAAUUUGCCCUUACCGCGCCCGCGCAAGAGGUGGUGGGUCUCAAGGGCCGGCGGAGACUGCAAAGGACGGACAAGACCGGGGGCAAUCGUGUAGCGCAGCGGACGGGCGGUUAUGGCUGGGAGGGGAGGAACUGGAUGGAUAAGCAGCGCCAGUUUCUCCAAGCCUAUGAAUACCUUUGCCAUAUAGGUGAAGCGAAGGAGUGGAUCGAGGAUGUCAUCCAGCGCACGAUCCCGCCUAUCGUGGAGCUGGAAGAGGCCCUGAGAGAUGGUGUCACGCUUGCUGAAGUGGUCGAAUCGCUCAACCCUCAACGGCGUUUCAAGAUUUUCCACCAUCCACGGCUCCAGUACCGGCACUCGGACAAUAUCGCCAUAUUCUUUCGCUAUCUGGACGAGGUCGAGCUACCAGAUCUCUUCCGGUUCGAGCUCAUCGAUUUGUACGAGAAGAAAAACAUUCCCAAGGUCAUCCACUGCAUUCACGCGCUGAGUUGGUUGCUUUUCCGGAAAGGCAUAGUGGACUUCCGGAUCGGCAAUCUCGUCGGGCAGUUGGAGUUCGAACACCAUGAGUUGGAGGCAAUGCAGAAGGGUCUCGAUAAGUUGGGGGCCAAUAUGCCGAGCUUCGGCAACAUGGGAGCCGACUUUGGGGUGGAAGAGCCGCCGGAGCCGGAAGAAACGGAGGAGGAGAGAAUCGACAGGGAGCUCGCCGAGAACGAAGGCGCCAUUGUGGAUCUCCAGGCGCAGAUUCGCGGCGCUGUGCUCCGGAUGCAUCUCGGAGAUGUGAUGCAGAACCUCUGGGACUCGGAAGACUGGCUGAUCGAGCUCCAGGCGCGGAUUCGCGGCGACUUUACGCGCCAGAUCAUGGACUAUCGGCUCCAGAUGAGGCGCUUCGCCGUUAGUCUCCAGAGUGCGGCCCGCGGGUUCCUGAUCCGUCGUCGCCAAGAAGGGACGCAGCAGGUGUGGAAGAGCGUGGAGAAGGAUAUCCUGAAGCUCCAGAGUCUGGUCCGGGCAAACAAGGCGCGCCGCCAUAUUCAGGAAGAGCAGUCGCAAUUGAUGGUUGCGGCGGCCCCUAUCCGGGAUAUCCAAGCCACAUUCCGCGGCUUCCUGCUCCGCAAGAAGAUGGAUGCGCAAGAGGAGGAAGUAAAGCAUACGACUGCCCCUGUCGCUGGCCUUCAGGCUGCAGUCCGCGGUCUGCUCGUUCGCAAGAAACUCGAGGGGGAGCAGAUCGAGCUGCAGUCACAGACCGAGGCCGUGACAGGUCUUCAGGCCGCCGUACGGGCUGCGAUAGAAAGAAACCGGGUCUCGAUGCAGAUGGAGGCCCUCGAAGAGCUAACUCCCAUGUGGGAAACGCUGCAAGCGGCUUGCCGCGCGAACCUUGCUAGAAGCGCGGUGAACGGCGUCAAGGCGGAGCUUGGAAAGCACACGUCCGAGAUUGGGCAGCUCCAGUCGCACAUCCGGGCCGCAGCGGUGCGUCGGGAAACUUCUGAAACGCUCGAGAGUUUGGGCGAUGCGGAGGAGGAGGUUCUGGCCCUGCAAGCCACUAUCAGGGGCAUGCUGGAGCGGAACCGGGUGUCCGACCUUCUCGAGGCAUUGGAUCAGGAGGAAGAGUCGAUUAUCCAACUGCAGUCUCAAAUGCGCGGCGCCCUCUUCCGCCAACAGCAAAACGACGUCUUGGACGACCUGCAGACCAACGAGGAGGAAGUCUGCGCCCUGCAAUCUCUUGCCAGGGCGAUGCUUCUCCGGGACAACGUCGCGACGGUCCUCGACGAGCUGGAGGAGAACGAAGAAGUUGUUGGCGAGGUCCAAGCUGCCGCCAAGGCGUUCAUUGUUCGGGCCAAGUAUGAGGAGAAGAAGCGGCACUACAACGAGAACAUGCAGAAGGUGGUCAAGAUCCAGAGCUUCGUGCGCGCCAAGCUCCAGGGCGAGGCGUACAAGAGCCUGACGUCCGGCAAGAACCCGCCGGUCAACGCGGUCAAGAACUUUGUCCACCUGCUCAACGACAGCGACUUUGACUUCAACGAGGAGGUCGAGUUUGAGCGGAUGCGCAAGACGGUGGUACAGCAAGUCCGACAGAACGAGAUGCUGGAGCAGUACAUCGACCAGCUGGACAUCAAGAUCGCGCUGCUAGUGAAGAACAAGAUCACCCUCGACGAAGUCGUCCGGCAUCAAAGCAACUUUGGCGGCCACGCCCACACACUGCUCGCCAACAGCACCAUGGCCAGCAUCAACCAGUUCGACCUGAAGGCGCUCAACAAGGGCUCGAGGAAGAAACUCGAGUCGUACCAGCAGCUCUUCUUCUUGCUCCAGACACAGCCGCAGUACCUCGCCCGGCUGUUCAAGCGGCUGCGGGAACAGGGCACGGGUGAGAAGGAGUGCAAGCGGAUCGAGCACCUUAUGAUGGGCCUGUUCGGAUACGCGCAGAAGCGGAGAGAGGAGUACUACUUGCUCAAGCUCAUCGGGCGGGCUAUCCGGGAGGAAGUCGAGGGCUGUAAGACAAUCCAAGAUUACCUCCGCGGUAAUUUCUUUUGGUCUCGGAUGCUGCAGAACUACACGCGGUCCCCCCGCGACAGAAAAUAUCUCCGGGACCUGCUCGGCCCCCUGAUCCGGGACAACAUCAUCGAGGAUCCCGAGCUUGAUCUGGAGAGCGACCCCAUGCAGAUCUACCGGUCGGCCAUUAACAACGAGGAGCUGAGGACAGGCCAGGCGAGCAACCGGCCGCUAGACAUCCCGCGCGAGCUUGCCAUCAAAGACCCGGAGACGAAGGCCGUCUUCAUCGACCAUCUGCGCGACCUCCGAGAGAUCUGCGACCAGUUCCUCGCGGCGCUGGAGGAUCUGCUCCCGCGCAUGCCGUACGGGCUUCGAUUCGUGUGUCGCCAGGCUUUUGAUGCGCUUUGCCAGCGCUUCCAGCGCGAACCCCGGCCGCGCAUGCUGCAGCUAAUCACCAACUGGCUGUGGAAAUUCUACCUCCAGCCCGCGGUGACCACGCCCGAGAACGUCGGCGUGAUGGACAAGCAGUUGAGCCCCCUGCAAAAGCGGAACCUGGGAGAGGUAGCCAAGGUGUUGGGUCAGAUCACGUCUGGCAAGCAGUUUGGUGGUGACAACAUCUACCUCCAGCCCCUCAACGCGUUUGUCGCGGACGCGAUCGAGCGGUUGGCCGAGUUCACCGAGAACCUCAUCAACGUGCCCGACGCGGAGAGCACGUUUGACAUUGACGAGUUCAACGACCUGUACGCCAAGAACAAGCCGACGCUGUACAUCAAGCUGACCGACAUCUUUGCCAUCCACAACCUCAUCGCCUCGGAGCUGCCGCACCUGGUCCCCAACCGCGACGACAUGCUCCGCGAGAUCAUGCAGGACCUCGGCAGCGCGAAGAGCAACGAGAGCGAGAUGACGGCAGCCGGGUCAUCAGACAUCCAGAUGUUCCUAACCCCCAAACUGCACGAGCUGGAAGACCCGGACGCGGACAUCAAGACGCUCUUCAUGGAGACCAAGCGCUGCAUCCUGUACAUUAUUCGCGUACAGACGGGCGCCAACCUCCUGGAGAUCCUCGUGAAGCCCAUCUCGCCCGAGGACGACUACAAGUGGGCAACGCUGCUGCGCGACGACUUUGCCAGCGGCUCCAACACCCGGGGCGCCUACUCUGACGCCAACAUGGUCGACGUCACGCGCAUGUCGUACUCAGACCUCAAGCGUAUCGCGCUGGAGAAUGUGAUGCGGCUUGAGCAGAUGGGCCGCCUCUCGCGGCACAACCAUUACCAGGAUGUGCUUAAUGCCAUUGCGGUUGAUAUCCGUACCAAGAGCCGUCGGCGGGUGCAGCGGCAGCGCGAGCUGGAGGGCGUCCGGUUGACGCUGGGGAACUUGCAUGAGAAGGCCAAGUACCUUGAGCAGCAGCGAAGGAGUUAUGAUGAUUAUAUUGAGCAGGCUAUGGCUACGUUGCAGAACAAGAAGGGCAAAAAACGUUUCCUCCUCCCCUUCACCAAACAAUACAACCACCAACGCGAACUCGAACGCUCCGGCCGCGUCCCCAAAUUCGGCUCCUACAAAUACAGCCUGCGCGCCCUCUCCGACAAAGGCGUCGUCGUUUCCUGGCAAGGCAUGCCCGAGCGCGAAUGGAACCAAAUCAACCUGACCAUCUCGUGUGACGAAGUAGGCGUGUUCAGCAUCGAGGGGAGUCGCGGACAUAUCCAGAUGCCCGGGGCGAGUGCGCUGGUGCCGAUUGAGGAUUUGUUGCAGGCGCAGUUUGAGGCGCAUCAGUUUAUGAAUCUUUUUGAGGGGGGCGGGUUGAGGUUGAAUGUGAAUUUGUUGUUGCAUUUGUUGUAUAAGAAGUUUUAUCGGACGCAGUAG
Dichotomopilus funicola is the source of this 5010-nucleotide messenger RNA. RefSeq lists its product as uncharacterized. Gene Ontology annotation, cellular component: mitotic actomyosin contractile ring; cell cortex. Gene Ontology annotation, molecular function: actin filament binding; calmodulin binding; GTPase activator activity. The record is from RefSeq and is a predicted model, not a curated record. The coding region runs from base 1 to 5010 and encodes 1669 amino acids. NCBI's taxonomy places the organism in Eukaryota, Fungi, Ascomycota, Sordariomycetes, Sordariales, Chaetomiaceae. Gene Ontology annotation, biological process: regulation of GTPase activity; mitotic actomyosin contractile ring assembly actin filament organization. The transcript has 2 exons.